GCAGCUGCCCCCGACCUUCAGACUGCGGAGUUAGGGGGACCCCGCCGGGUGAGCAGGCCAGGGGCGCCUCUGCCCAGCAGGCCUAGUGAGCAGCCGGCUUUAGGGGACACGGUGCAGUUGAGGGGGGCUUGGAGGUGGAGACCGUGGACAGGUGGUGUCAGGCCUGCAAUGAGGUUUUCCGUGGGAAAACUGGUUCCAAAUGUAUUCCUAAAGAAUUGUCCUGUAGAAGCUGGGCACGGGCUUCAAGUCACACGGGUCCCCUCUGCUUCUUUCCCGUCCCAGACCUCAGGUAGUGAUGGGCUUGGACUGGCCGUCAUUGAUAUGCAGAGCAGGUGGAUGGCUCGCCCCUUUUCCCCAACCUUGAGCGCUUUAAAAAGUUCUCCGAGUUUGUUCGAAGUAACAGAUUUGCUGUUGUUUUUGAGAGUCACUUCAGUCAUUACAGCUUGUGUAAUAUCAAUGACUAAUAUACUGAGGCUUUUUUUUUUUUCUGUACAAGUUAGAAGUUUGACCUGUGUUUUUGCUCAGGAUUCAAGUCAUUGCAUCUAGCUCCACUCUUUUAUGGCAGUCCCAACUGGUGCCCAAUUGGGUCUCUUCCCCAUCCCUACGAAUUCUGGGCUCAGAAUUUGUAAGGAAGACAGCUGACUCCUCCUUGCCUCUGUUCAGCCCCUGGCUGCAGCAGCCAUCCUUAAAUGUCUUGGUGGCUCUAGCAUGUGACUUCAAGCACUUGGCUCUGACCUGGAGAAAUAAAGGCUGUUGCCAGAUUGACUCUCCUGUUUGUAGCAAUGUUCUCCCCAAGCAGGAGGACGACCAGUUCUUCUCGCGCCCAAGUCCUGCUAACAUGGAAGAUGGACAAGGCUCAGAGCGGACCCCGAAAUGCUGAGAAGGAAAUCCUCGCCUUGAGACUCCUGCGUGACACUGAGACCUGUCGGCAGAAUUUCAGGAACUUCCCGUACCCAGACCUGGCUGGUCCUCGGAAAGCCUUGAACCAGCUCCGAGAGCUCUGCCUUAAGUGGCUGAGACCCGAGAUUCACUCAAAGGAGCAAAUCCUGGAGCUGCUGGUUCUGGAGCAGUUCCUGAGCAUCCUGCCUGGGGAGGUUCGGACGUGGGUGAAGUCCCAGUACCCAAGGAACAGUGAGGAGGUGGUGACGCUGGUGGAGGACUUGACUCAGAUUCUGAAAGAAGAAGCUGCUCCUCAGAACUUCACCCUUUCCCAAGAGACCCCAGAGGACGACCCCAAAGGAAGACAAGCUUUCCAGGCAGGGUGGUUCAAUGACUUGGUUACCAAAAUGGAACUGCCAAUGCCUGCACUAAAAAUGGAAUCUAUCACAUUCAAAGAUGUGGCGGUGGACAUCACCCAGGAGGACUGGGAGCUCAUGCGUCCUGUGCAGAAGGAAUUGUACAAGACCGUGACACUGCAGAACUACUGGAACAUGGUUUCUCUCGGACUUACAGUAUAUAGACCAACUGUGAUCCCCAUGUUGGAAGAACCUUGGAUGGUGCUAAAAGAAAUUCUAGAAGGCCCAAGUCCAGAAUGGGAAACCAAAGCCCAAGAGUGUACUCUGGUGGAAAAUGUUUCUAAACUCAAAAAGGAUGGAAUCAAGCCCAUCAAACUGGAAGAACCCUCUGACUAUGAUGACAGAAUGGAGGGGCAAGUGGCAGAGACCUACAGGAGAAUUCCCACCAAAAGGAGACAUUUCAGUGUGAAGUCAGUCCUUUCACAAGAAGGUAGUCCUGUAGAAGACUAUAAAUAUAUAUAUAGAAGUGAUUUUGAAAAGCAUUCAAACCUAAUUAUGCAGUUUGGUACCCAGUCAGACAAUAAAACUUUCAUGUACGAUGAAGACAAGACCUUCAUCCCUGGCAUCGUGCACAGGAAAAUAUACCCUGGAGAGAAGCCUUAUAAGUGUAAGGUGUGUGGGAAGAAGUUCAGGAAGUACCCAUCCCUCAUCGCACACCAAAACAGCCAUGCCAAAGAGAAGUCUUACGAAUGUGAAGAGUGCGGCAAGGAGUUCAGACACGUCUCAUCCCUCAUCGCACAUCAGAGGAUGCACACGGGAGAGAAACCCUACGAAUGCCACCAGUGCGGGAAGGCCUUCAGCCAACGUGCCCACCUUACCAUACACCAGCGGAUCCACACGGGAGAGAAACCCUACAAGUGUGAUGACUGUGGGAAAGACUUCAGCCAGCGUGCUCACCUCACCAUCCACCAGAGGACACACACGGGAGAGAAACCCUACAAGUGCUUGGAAUGCGGUAAAACCUUCAGCCACAGCUCAUCUCUCAUUAAUCACCAGAGAGUUCAUACUGGAGAAAAACCUUACAUAUGCAAUGAAUGUGGGAAGACCUUUAGCCAGAGCACACACCUCCUCCAACAUCAAAAGAUACACACAGGAAAGAAACCAUAUAAAUGCAAUGAGUGCUGGAAAGUAUUCAGUCAGAGCACUUACCUUAUUCGACAUCAGAGAAUUCACUCUGGAGAGAAGUGUUACAAAUGCAACGAAUGUGGAAAAGCCUUCGCUCAUUCCUCCACACUUAUUCAGCACCAGACCACUCACACUGGAGAGAAGUCCUAUAUAUGCAGCAUAUGUGGGAAAGCCUUCAGCCAGAGUGCAAACCUCACCCAGCAUCACAGAACACAUACUGGGGAGAAACCCUACAAGUGCAGCGUGUGUGGGAAAGCAUUCAGCCAGAGCGUUCACCUUACUCAGCACCAGAGGAUUCACAAUGGAGAGAAACCGUUUAAAUGCAACAUAUGUGGGAAAGCAUAUAGACAGGGUGCAAACCUUACUCAGCAUCAAAGGAUUCACACUGGAGAGAAACCCUACAAAUGCAACGAGUGCGGGAAGGCAUUCAUUUAUUCCUCAUCACUUAAUCAGCAUCAGAGAACUCAUACUGGAGAGAGACCCUAUAAAUGUAAUGCAUGCAACAAAGAUUUUAGCCAGAGAACAUGCCUUAUUCAGCACCAGAGGAUUCACACGGGAGAGAAGCCCUAUGCGUGCCGCAUAUGUGGCAAAAGCUUCACCCAGAGUACGAACCUCAUCCAGCAUCAGCGCGUCCACACAGGUGCCAAAAAUCGAAACUAAUGCAUCUGGGAGACUGCACAUAGGUUUUCAAACCUAAUCGUUCUACAUUUUAUUUUGUACUCUGCUUGUUGAAAACAUUAUUCAAAAGAAGUGCAAUAUGGGUUAGAUUUUCACUCAGCAGAAGUAUCGGAAUUAGUGAUGGGAGUAUAACCUAUUUAAAUGUACUGUGAAAUUUCAGAUGAAAACAUUUGCUUCAUAAUAACCUUUAUUUGAUACUGGUUUAGUUCAUUCCAGAAAGAAACCGUAGGAAAGGAAGAGUGCCAGAAACCUGUUAGCCACUAACUCAGACGGAGUUUCAAGUACUUCUUCAUGAGGCCUUAAGAAUGUACUGUAACAGGAAGGCUUCCAUCCAGUAGAGCUUCCACACCAGAGGGUAAUCCCAGGGUGACAGAACAGAAGAGCUGCCCUCCAGCCUUUAGUUCUUCCCAGAUUUGAAGCCUUAAAUAUGUAAAGGGCCCCCUUCCCUUUUCUUGUUAUGCCAUAACUGCACGUGAAGCCAGUAGGUUUGCCAAAAAAGAAAACGGUUGAAAGUAUCUUAAGGAAGGACUUCUGUGUGACCACUGUUUAAUUAUGCUUUCCUCUAAAUACUGAGAUGUUAAAGGAAGAGCAGCCUAGUGAAAGAUGAUCUGUUAGGAGAAGCUAAUGUGUCUGUAACCCUUAGACACGUGCACAAAUUUUCUUAUACAGGCAAAAAUUAAAAUUUAAACAAUUUAAAACAAUUUAAAUUUAAAAUUUAAAUAUGUUUAGUAUCUAAAACAUAACAGCCUGAGUCUCACUAGCUUUUGACAGGCUUCCCAAGUGACUCAGUGGUAAAGAAUCUGCCUGCCAAUUAGGAGACACAGGAGACGUGGGUUCGAUCCCUGGGUUGGGAAGAUCCCCUGGAGGAAAUAGCAACCCACUCCAGUAUUUUUGCUCCAGGCAAUGGGGUUGCAAAGUGUUGGACACAACUGAGCACGUACUAGCUUUCGACAGCUGUCAUCCAGAAGAAAAAAAAGAAUACAGGUCUUUUUUUUUUUUCCUUUCCCCCAUCUGAUUCCUAAAUUCACAGUUCCCUUUUUUUCCCCUGACUCCUAAAAUCAUACCCUAAGGCUCCCCCAUGACAGUCUUACUGUAGAAAGUCCGUUUCUUCCUUUGAAACAUGUUUCUUGAGUGCCUCCUGUGCUCAGGGCCCAGACCACCUAGUUGGAUCCUUCCAGGGCUUACCUGCUGGAAGUCACAGCUGACUGAAGCAACAGAAAGCUUUCUAAAAUAAUGAAAGGUAACAAAAUCAAGGACGUGAUCUUAACCGGUGCUUCAUGGAAUGAACCUAGGAAACCUGCUGAAAUGGGUUGCUAAAUGCAACCCCGUUAUCUUAAGAAAGUAAUGAAUGAAAGCAGCUAUUUAAACAGUAUGAGGAAAAAAUACGUAGUGGGAAAUGGGUUUGAGUUUAGUGCAGAAAGUGGGUCAGGGAAAAAAUCUAAAGACUUAAGGGUGAGGAAAGAGGAUACAGAGACUACUUACAGCUGAAAUGUUACUAGACUUGAUUACCUAAGAAAAUAAGAGUGGCCACGUGAAUGAAAAAGCAAACCAGCCUAUUUAUGUAAGAAGAAACUAAAAUUGAAAUGACUGGUUUCAAAAGAAUCACUGAAAUUGGUACUCCUCGUACAUGUAAGUAAAAUAGGGAUUACUCUUAAGAUAACGAGACGUUUCAUUGGAAAAAGCAUUGAUGCAGAAACUAUCACCGUUGCAGUAAUUAUUAAACAGUAAUAACUGUGGGGCCCCAAGCAGCACAUAAGGAAAACUGGUAGAAACACAAUUAGAAAUAGGUGAAACCACUACUGUAUGUACUGUCCACAGCAUUGCACUCUCAGAAUUUCAGACCAUGUGCUGACAGCUGACCUUCCCUUCUGCUUGUGUUCCUUCAGUGCCUUGCCUUUGGUAGGUGGUUGAGAUAUGCUGGUUGAAUUAAUGAAUAUGUAGUCAAGUUAGGCUGGAGUAGUAAGGUAGAGUAACUGAUGUGGUGUGAAAUUGGCAAAUCUUUAUAGUUUUUUGGUGCAUACAUGCAAAGAAAUAUGUAACAAAUAUUGGCCAUUUGUUACUAAUAGGAGUGACUUCAAAAUGAAGAACCAGAAUCCCCAAAUCUUACUAGCGGGGAUAUUCCUAAAAAGUCAAGGGACAUCUUUAUACAAGAAGCUUUCCUGAGCUAGGUGAGGAAAACCUGAUAUAAUUUCUGGUGCCAUAAAUAACACUGUAAGCAUGUAUGGACCAUGCAGCUUCAUUUGGAUAUUGGAAAGACCUGAGGGGGAGGUAGCAAAGGACCUGGCGUGCCACAUCUUCCAGGUUCUCUUCCUGAGCGUUUUCUUCAAGAAGCUGCUUUCCCCUUGUCCUCCUCGUAGUUAACCUCGAUGUCAUGGAAUCACCCUUCACAAAGUGCAGGUUUUCUUGAGGUUGCAUAAUUCUCAGAUUAUGCUCAUGCCAUAGUUAUGUUAAAAAAAAAAAAAAAAAAACAACCAUUGUAUUUAAGGUGCAGUUUUUUGUAACAGUACUUCAUACCUUACACUUUAUUCUUCUGGAAAGAAAGUGUGGAGUGUUACAGUCCAUAGCGCCUUUCUUUGCAUUAAUCCGUGUUUCCUACCUUUGUGUGUUUUAUGUAAAUAAUACACUUAUAAGGUCUUCCACUGAAAACACCGAGGCAGUUGAUGCCCUUAUAAUAAUAAUUGUGGAGAAUCCUAGAUCUUCAUGUUUUCCCCACUUUUACAGUUGUCUGAUCCAUGCUUUGAAGUUUUUUUUUUUAAACAGGUAGUCUUAUUUUCCACAACUUUUUAUUAUGAAAUGUUCAAAUAUACAGAAAAGUUAAAUAAUAAAAUGAACUAUAUAUAUCCACCUAGAUGGAAAAAUUAACAUUUUGCCAUAUUUUCUACCGAGCAACUGGAGAGUAACUUACAGACAUUUCACCCCUAAACACUAAUCAUGCAUCUCAUAAAAACAAUCACAAUAACAUAUCUCAAAAAAUGAACAUUAAUUCCCAACUAUCAAGCACUCAGUCUGUGUUUCCAUCUUCAAGCCGUACAGAUGCUUGUCUGUUCCAUCCACCCAAAAUAGCUUCCUGCCUUGAGGUUUUUUUUCCAGGACUUUUUUUUUCUUUCUCCUUCAAAUAGAGCAGGUCAGUUGUAGAAUGUCUUUCAGGAUUUAACAGAUUGUACAUGUGGUUUGUUUAUCUUGUUCCUGUAGUUUCUAUAAAUUAGCAGAUAGGGCCAAAGGCUUGGUGUAUUCAUGUUACACAUUUUUUACAUUAACACCUCACAGAUGUAUUUCAUAUUGCAUCCCAUGAAAAGUCUCAAUAUCAGGUUGACUAGGGACUUCCCUGGCAGUCCAGUGAUUAAGACUGCACUCCCAAUGCAGGGGACAUGGGUUUGAUCCAUGGUUGGGGAAUCCUGCAUGCUGCCUGGCACAGCCAAAAAAAAAAAAGACUCACUGUGACGCAAAAUUUGAUCACAUCUUCCCAACUUAAAAGGAUGUCCUUGCUGUUGAGGGUAACAGAUAACCUGUGCACUGAUGUGGCAGUGCGUAGGCAGCCCAUUUACCAGCAACCUUUUACCUGGUAGUUUUGGGGAUCCAAUGAUGAUCAUCCUUGCCAGAAUCAAUUAUUUCAGCAAAAUUUGCUGAAAUUUUCUAAUUCUGUCCUUCCUACAUUUACUGACUGGUACUCUGUAAGGAAGAGCUUUCCUUCGUCAGCUGGGACUGCACUAGAGGCAGGAUCAGUCUCAAGUCUUUCCUUAAAUUACCGAUUUUUCAAGAGUCAGGAGUCACCAGCAGUGAUGACAUAUGGUUUGGUGCUGCACAGUUAGGAUCACUGUUUCAGAUUCUCUGAUAAUCCAAGACUUGGCCAGUUAGAAACCUUCAGGUAGCCCUUUUGUCCUCUGUCAUUCCUCUCCAACCUUUGGGCACUUAAUGGCCUUUUGACAAAGCUAUCUCCAGUUCACCUCACACUCUCAAUACCGCAGGUAUAGGAUGAGCCCUUUCUCCAGGAAUCCCUGGCUCUUUUUUACAGGCAGCAAUUUAGAAACCAGAUUUGGGCAGUGGGCAUGCUCUUUGCUACUGGGCAUUCUUAGCAAGUGGGCUGAGUCCUUCCAACUGCAGGAAGAGUCUGCAGUAAAGGCAACUCUGCCCUUCUUUCACCAGUUACAUAAUAUCUAAUUCUGUAAUGGGGAGACAUAAUUACAUAUCCAGACAAACGAUUUGGGGAGCAAAUAAGUCCUGUCGAGCACACCAAACUGGAGGGAACACAAGGGUUAUGUGUACCUGGAAAACCACACACUUAGACGCAAGUCUUGUGCCAAGGCCAUGAGCAGUAAGUUUUCAGAGGGACGGAGCUUUUCGGUUAACCUGGCAAGCAUGUUAAGUAGAGGGCAGUUGAGAGCAACUGAGUGAAUAACUAUGUGGUGGUCUAUGACGUGUCUUGAUGAUUUACUGUGUUGAGCUCAUCACACCCUCUUCCCAUCACGUUAGGCGGGUUUCUGAUAUGAAUCAGAGUUCUGAGGAUCUGUUUCAUGCAAAGUACUAGUUUUUCUUGCUAAACUUUUAUUUGGUCUUUAAAACUUAAUGCCAUUAAGUUUCUUUGAUUCUUAUCUUCUGGUAUGAAUUCACUUGCAUGCGCCUUUAAUGUACUUUCACCCCUUUAUUAUUCUCCUCAUAGCUCUAUAUUUCACUAUAAUUACUACCCCUUUAGAACACAGUAGCCAUUAAAACUGGCAAGCAUGUGUACUACAGUGAUAUGUAUAAUGUGUGUCUAAGCUUGUCAGCAGGACUGAGUCUUUUGUGUGGACAGGGAAGGUGAAGCCCACCCGGAUCACAGACACUCAGUGAGGGAACAAGGAUUGGAACCCUUGGCUCCAGCAC
Molecule: messenger RNA, 7958 nt
Organism: Dama dama (fallow deer)
Lineage: Eukaryota; Metazoa; Chordata; Mammalia; Artiodactyla; Cervidae
Gene: ZNF287
Product: zinc finger protein 287
Exons: 7
Coding region: 783-3080 (765 amino acids)
Biological process (GO): regulation of cytokine production; regulation of immune system process; negative regulation of transcription by RNA polymerase II
Molecular function (GO): RNA polymerase II cis-regulatory region sequence-specific DNA binding; DNA-binding transcription factor activity, RNA polymerase II-specific
Source: RefSeq, a predicted model, not a curated record